Acanthopagrus latus (yellowfin seabream) is the source of this 4091-nucleotide messenger RNA. It is a transcript of the gene oprd1a, whose product is annotated as opioid receptor, delta 1a. Lineage: Eukaryota; Metazoa; Chordata; Actinopteri; Spariformes; Sparidae. The record is from RefSeq and is a predicted model, not a curated record. The coding region runs from base 560 to 1783 and encodes 407 amino acids. The transcript has 7 exons. Gene Ontology annotation, biological process: neuropeptide signaling pathway; G protein-coupled opioid receptor signaling pathway. Gene Ontology annotation, cellular component: neuron projection; membrane. Gene Ontology annotation, molecular function: neuropeptide binding; G protein-coupled enkephalin receptor activity.
AUUUGUUGUACUGCCUCAGUGACUGUAAUGACUAGCUGUUAGCAAGGAACUGCCAUAAGCAAAUAACUGCCAUUAGCAAGUAGCUACCUUUAACAAGUAGCUGCCGUUAGCAAGUAGCUGCUGUUAGCAAGUAGCCACCUAGAGCAAGUAGCUAGUUGUGAGUGGAGUCUGCCUGCUGCAGCACAACCUCAGAUGACACAGUCGGGAGGGAUCAUCGAAAGCUUGCCAUGGCGACAGCAGCACAACGAGGCACUUUGGAGACAAUCCCUAACUUCAGCCCAUCAAUUACCUUAUUGUCUAAGCAUCAAGGUGCCUUUUAUACUGGAUCUGAACAUCAUCUUCAUCCUGCGCUGCACGACAACAACUGGUGGGGGACUGGUCACAAAUGUGUACAGGACGGACCUUGCUGAACGUCAGAAUAAUUACGUUCUGAUUAGACAGCUUUAUUAAUCACCGAAACUACGAGAGCAAGUUUAACAGAGGAUGAGAGGGGAAGCGGAAAGUAACCAGUGUUUCGAAGUGGUAUUGUUGUAAACAUCGCUGUUGCAGAGAAAACUCGAUGGUUCUUGUUUUCCUCCAAGAAACAACUUCCAACAACGCAGGACAUAAUCACCGCGGCCAGAGUGGACAGCGCCGCGGCAUGGAACCGUACACCGUCCCGGGAGCGCAGCUCUCCCUGUCCGACCUCUACUCCGUCAUCCCUUUCAAUGUCACCUUCCCGGACGAGGAGAGCGGCUUGAUGGGCGACAGGCUGCAGAACUACACCGAGCAGCAGCAGCAGGGUCCGGUGAGGAGCGCCGGGGGGAUAAUCAUAGCCAUCUCCAUCACGGCUCUCUACUCCGUCAUUUGCGUGGUGGGACUUCUGGGCAACGUCCUCGUCAUGUACGGAGUGGUCAGAUACACCAAGAUGAAGACAGCCACGAACAUCUACAUCUUCAAUCUGGCUCUUGCCGACGCCUUGGCCACCAGCACGCUGCCCUUCCAGAGCGCCAAGUACCUCAUGAACACCUGGCCGUUUGGGGAAGUCCUGUGCAAGCUCAUUAUUGCCAUCGACUACUACAACAUGUUCACAAGCAUCUUCACCCUCACCAUGAUGAGUGUGGACCGCUACAUCGCCGUGUGCCACCCAGUCAGGGCGCUGGAAUUUCGAACGCCGGUCAAAGCCAAGAUGAUCAACGUGCUCAUCUGGGUUCUGUCCUCUGCGAUCGGGGUUCCGAUUAUGAUCAUGGCUGUGACCAAAGUGACAGAUAGUGGUAAAACCAUGUGCAUGCUGAAGUUCCCUGCCCCUGACUGGUACUGGGACACAGUUACAAAGAUCUGUGUCUUCAUCUUUGCUUUUGUGGUCCCUGUGAUGGUCAUCACCAUAUGUUAUGGCCUGAUGAUCCUGCGCUUGAGAAGCGUUCGUCUGCUCUCAGGCUCCAAGGAGAAAGACCGCAACAUGCGCCGCAUCACCCGCAUGGUCCUGGUAAUUGUGGCCGCUUUCAUCAUCUGCUGGACGCCCAUCCACAUCUUCAUCAUCGUGAAGACCAUGGUGGAGAUUGACAGCAGGAACCCUUUUGUGAUAGCCAGCUGGCACCUGUGCAUUGCCUUGGGCUACACCAACAGCAGCCUCAACCCCGUCCUCUACGCAUUCUUGGACGAAAAUUUUAAACGGUGCUUCAGGGAUUUCUGCCUUCCCUGUCGGACCCGCGUGGAGCAGAACAGUCUGACCAGAGGCCGAAACAACACUAGAGAGCCAGUGUCUGUCUGCGCUCCAUCAGAAGCGGGGAAGAAGCCGGCAUGACUAGGCAUGGACUGGGUCCCCCACAGCUCUCGCUCAAGGAGGAUCCAGCAGGAUCUGCAAUCAGAGGUCACCCAGAUCUCCACAACAGAGUUUUAAGAGAUCUUCGCCGGAACACUUGUCUAAAGGAACUGACUCACUCACCCUUUUUGGCUGACAUACUGGACAUACACCGGAAAAGCUAGAGUUAAAAGCAGACAAGUUUCACUCUGAUAUUACUUUUCCUUCCUUCUGAUAAUAACUUUGAGCAUUUUUUCCACAGGAAAUGUGAUGCCUUUCAAAGGCAUUGACAGUAGAUAGGGUGAUAGCCCGAAGAGUAUAUCCACAUAUUAAAGCAAGAUUAUGAAACAGAAAAUCCCCAGUCAGAUUUUUCUGCUCACAGGAUCAGAGGACGAGCUAGCAAGGACUUUUUGAUGAUGCAAACAGGACCAAGAAACACCUACAGGUUUCUGUCUAUCAUUACUACAUCAUCCAUCAGAGUGCAUUUUAAAUAAAAUACUGACUCCGUGAGGUUGAAGAAUGUGCAACAAAACACAGAAGUGUGAAACAAUGAGCUUUUCAAUUCAAACUUCGUAAUUUCUCACAAGGAACUUUUUUUCCCUGUACAUUGAAAGAAAUUAAAGAGAUUGUUGGUGGUUCCUCUGAAGUAGAAAAAAAAAAAAAAAAACGACAGCGGGGGAGCGGCCAUCUCAUCUAUAUCUUCAACAUCAGCCCAAAAAAAUGGGCCUUAGAGAACAGAACCACACAAGUGAAACCCACCAACAGCUGGAUGAUGAAUGACAUAGUUUCUUGCGCAGUAAGGUAAAUCUCUCUUUUCUAGCAAAGAAGGGAAAUCUUAUUUGGUAUUCUGUGUGAUUCAGGUGAUCUUUUUUGUACAGCAAAAUAAACAUUGUUUUUCGCUUUACAUUCUGCUACCAUAAGCUGUGUUGAGAGAAGAAUUUGGGCAUCCAUGGGUUUGAACAUGUCUGCCAUAAAGGACAAGAAAUAAUUGACUUUUGUGUGGGGGGGUUUUGUGCUCGGAUGGAAAAUGUCAGAAUAGCAUCAAACCACCGAAGCUUGGAUUUCCAUGGACUUCUUGGCUCCUCACCUACUUGACUUUCAAGUGUGGUGUCAAGCCCCGCAGUGAGCCUUUCAGCAAAAUCACUAAAGAAUACUAAACCUGCCACUGAAGAAAACAGUUGGCUGCCACACCGCUGACCUUAUCGGUUCUUUAUUCAAACCAACUGUGAAGUCAAAGAACACCACGGCAGUCAGACUGAGAGGAGCUUCGCUGCUUCAAGGAGAUUAUUGAUCAGCGUCUAUAUUAGCCUCCCAUCCAUCACAUCGGAUCACCAAAUCCCAUUAAAGACGUACUGAAUGGCAUGCGCCAGAACAGUAAUUUAUUCCAGGUAAUUUAUCUACUCCAACAGAUCCUGACAUUAAUCAGACUGGAGACAUCAAUCAAUGGAUGCCAUAAAGUUAAUGACCAUGUCAACUCUGCAAAGCAGAUGUGCUAUGUCAGAGGUAAUAAUGCAGAGUUUAUGGGCAUCUGCUUUCUUAUGAUACAUAUUUUGAUGGCUACAUUGGCAUGAAAACAUGUAAAAAUAUGCCAUAGUUUUGAUUAAUGUUGAAAUGUUAUGACAAAUUGUAAAUGUGCGCCAGAUAAAACACAUGCAAAAGGAAGAUAAAAAGAUUCAGGCCCACGGCUAGAGGGUGUCAUAUGUUGUACAGAUUUUAAAGCCCCUUGAGGCUAAUUUGUAAUGUUUCCAUUUUUGGCUUCAUAUGAAUUAAACUGACUCGAAAUGGAAACUGAAAGGAAAAAGCAAAUUAAUGUGAAUUUGUAGAUAAUACAACGCUUUCGCAUUUGAAUCAAAUUUGGCUUUUCAUCCACAGUUAAAAUGACUUUGAGCUGUGCCUGUGAUUCUGUAAGCUUUCUUCAAACUUUUUGGAUUGUACUAUUUCACCACCAUGCUUUGGACCCAUGUGGCUCAAAUGAAAAAAACAUAAAGAAACAGAAAUGGAAGAAAACAAUUCAGAGCUGAAAGAAAUACCUGCUCUGUUUACAGAUUCAGCAAUUUGCUUGUAGCUUGACUGUGGCUAACCACAGAGAGUGAUAUUCACAAUAGAAAUUGACCACUCUGUGUGCUGUCUAUAAGAGAUUGACAUUUUUGUAGUGUUCCUGUAUAUUUUCUUACAAUGACGAUUGUUAUUUAAAAUGUACUGUAGUAUAUACCUGCUCUCUGCUUAGCUUUGACCAAGUGUUACAUUUGUUGGGUGUGCUGGAUGUCUCUCAGCUAUCAUUAUCUUUGCAAAUAUAGCAGCUGAUCUCGGA